This is a messenger RNA of Rhodamnia argentea, 1526 nucleotides long. Its product is annotated as flavin-containing monooxygenase FMO GS-OX-like 2. Gene Ontology annotation, molecular function: flavin adenine dinucleotide binding; NADP binding; N,N-dimethylaniline monooxygenase activity. The coding region runs from base 13 to 1278 and encodes 421 amino acids. Lineage: Eukaryota; Viridiplantae; Streptophyta; Magnoliopsida; Myrtales; Myrtaceae. The record is from RefSeq and is a predicted model, not a curated record. The transcript has 7 exons.
ACCCUCAAAACCAUGGCAAAACUGCGAGUCAAGGCGGCGGUGAUCGGAGCUGGCAUGUCAGGUCUGGUUGCAGCCAGGGAGCUCCACCGAGAGGGGCACCAAGUGGUGGUGUUCGAGAGAGGCAAUGAAGUCGGCGGAACCUGGGGGUAUGACCCUCGGGUCGAAUCCGACCCACUGGGGUUGGAUCCGGGCCGCGAGGUCGUCCAUACCAGCAUGUACCGGUCGCUUCGGGUGAACCUUCCGAGGCAAACCAUGGGCUUCUCGGACUACCCGCUUCUCGAGAAGGGAUGUGGGGACCCCAGGACCUUCCCAGGUCAUGAGGAGGUGCUCCAGUUCUUGCGCAGCUUUGCGGAGGAUUCUGGGCUAGUUGAGCUGAUUCGGUUUGGGCACAAAGUGGUUCGGGUCGAGCGAGCAGUUGAGGGAAGACGAGACCAGUGGGCCGUGGAGUGGCGGACGGGCGGCGGGGAGGAGGCGGCGGGCGUGGAUGUUUUCGAGGCUGUGGUGGUUUGUAACGGCAAGUACACCCAACCAAAGAUUGCUGAAUUUCCAGGGAGAUCAACAUGGCCAGGAGAGCAGCUACACAGUCAUAAUUAUCGAGUUCCCGAGCCAUAUAAAGAUAAGAUUGUGUUGAUAAUAGGAAGAGGGGUUAGCGCAACCGACAUAGCCAAAGAUAUCUUACCUUUCGCCAGAGAAGUUCAUCAAGCCUCAAGGGAGACAACUCCCCAAGUUUUGGAAAUAACAAAGCCCGCUGGGGUCUUCCAACAUCCCAUGAUAGCACGCGCUCAAGAAGAUGGUGAAUUAGUGUUUCAAGAUGGAUCAUCUAUACAUACAGAUGUUAUCAUCCAUUGCACUGGAUAUAGAUUCCAUUUCCCAUUUCUGAAGACAAAGGGACUUGUGAGUGUGGUUGACAACCGAGUGGGGCCUUUAUAUAAACAUGUUUUCCCACCAAGCCUAGCUCCUCGCCUCUCUUUCAUUGGCAUACCCAUUCUGGCUUUUCCAGCACAACUCAGCGAGUUGCAGUCAAAGUGGGUGGCCAAGGUUUUAUCUGGAGAAUUGGUGUUGCCAAGUGAAGAAGAGAUGAUGUCUUCUGUUCAAGAACAUUACCAGCGCAUCGAAGAGCUUGGAUGGCCCAAGCAUUACACUCACAAGCUUGAAAUUGGAAAGUUUGAGUAUCAGAAGUGGCUUGUGGGUCAAUUGGGACUACCAUCCUUGGCAGAAUGGAUAGAGAAGACGGCUCUUAUUGCACUCGAAUUAUUCAAAUUGGUCCAAUCUUCUUAAGGAGGAAAUUGGAGAGACACUUGGGAUGUCGAGAAGGGGAUGCAAUAAGAAGGAUUUGGCAAGCAAAUUCCUCAGAAUUGAUUCCGACCAUCAAUCGAAACACUUGUAACCACUAGAAAGAGACAGGGGAGUCAAAAUAGAGUGACAAAGAGUUUGAUUUGGACGUGGGGCAUUUGUUGCCCGUUAUUUCUCAUCUAGCUAUACCUAAAUCUUAAAUUGCAUUGGUUGCGUUUCAUACGGAAAUGCAU